Molecule: messenger RNA, 1822 nt
Organism: Pelodiscus sinensis (Chinese soft-shelled turtle)
Lineage: Eukaryota; Metazoa; Chordata; Testudines; Trionychidae
Source: RefSeq, a predicted model, not a curated record
AUCUCUCUUAAAUAAAUAAAAAAGGACCUUCACCUUCAUGACAGAAGAGUGUGUCAUGGCCUUUAGGAUUCAAGAUUUUAAUAGGCUGAGGAUUGACCGAGACUGAAGGAUUCUGGGUUACUCAUAAAUCUCUCCAAACUAAGACACACCCACCCUUACACACACUCCCACUCUCCUCAUUGCUACUGUUAUUGGUUGUGAGUAAAAAGAUGGCAUCCAGCCUUACUUGCACUGGGAUGAUUUGGGCACUUCUCUCCUUCCUCUGUGCUGCUGCCUCCUGCAUAGGAUUCUUUAUGCCCUACUGGCUAUUGGGGUCCCAGCUGGAGAAGCCGGUGUCCUUUGGCACUUUCCGGAGGUGUUCCUAUCCAGUGCGGGAUGAGAGUCGCCAGACUACAGUGAUGGUAGAGCAGUGUGGUCGCUAUGCAUCCUUUCAGGCUAUCCCAAGUGCUGAAUGGAGGAUCUGCACUGUGGUGACGGGGCUGGGAUGUGGCCUCCUCCUUUUGGUGGCGCUGACUGCGCUCAUGGGCUGCUGUGUGUCCGAGCUCAUCUCCAGAACUGUGGGCAGGGUAGCAGGAGGCAUCCAGUUCCUGGGAGGCUUGUUGAUUGGCUCUGGCUGUGCCCUCUAUCCAUUGGGUUGGGAUAGUGAAGAAGUGAGACAGACCUGUGGUAACCUUUCCAACCAGUUUGAAUUGGGUACUUGUGAAAUUGGCUGGGCUUACUACUGCACCGGAGGAGGAGCAGCUGCUGCUAUGUUAAUCUGCACUUGGUUGGCCUGUUUCUCUGGCAAGAAACAGAAACAGUACCCUUACUGAGGCUGGCAGCCUGAGAGUCCAGUCUAGAGAAUGAGUGAGCUUCGAGAGGCCGAAGUGACUUGCAGAUUUCUUCUUCUGAAAAAAGUGCUUUAGUUCCUAACUGCAGAACCCUCAGUCUGAAACGAGAGUGGACAUGGUCUAGGUCAGGAUGUGAGGUGACAUUGUGGGAUGGGAUGGGAUGGGAGUCUGGAGGUAUGGACCAAAUGCUCUUGUUUGCCAAGUUCUUUCUUGACAAAGUAUAUUUCAGGUCUGUUCUGGAAGAAUAUAAUUUUAUGAACAAGGAAUGUUCCUUUUUGAUAAAUUGUAAAGGUCUGGGUGCGCAAAUGAAUUGAAAGACUGGUGAAAAAAAUAUUUGGGGUAGGAUGCAAUCUUCCAAAGUUCCACUUCAGCACAACACUCCUGAAAGUGUGUGUGCAUACACACACACACACACACACACACAUGCAGACCAUGGCACAGAACAAAUGAAAUGCAAACUUAUUGGUGCAUUUUUCUUUCUUUUUUUAUUCAUUUGAUGGUUUUGAAUCCAAUGUUAUACCACUUUUUAAACUAUAUAUGAAACCUAAUAAAUGGACCAAUAAGCCACUUUAACAGUAUUUUGUAUAUUCUCUAUACUCUUCCACAAAACAUUUAUUCACUACUUAUUCAGUCCUAUAGAACUUUUAUGUAGCUUCCGUGUUUUCACCUUUAUUACGAAAAUGCAAUUUUUUUACUCAGCAUAUGUAGGGGCUUUGCCUAUGGUACUAUUAUGAAGGACAGUAAACAGAUAUCUUUCAGACCCUGGGGAAUUCCUCUCAUGGUACUGUAGGAUAUUGUUGGUUACGUAAGAUUAAUGGGAAACGUCUUCCAGAUAUAGAAUUUGUCGUUGUUACGUUUAGCUCAUGUUGUUGUAUUGUGCUGUAUCAUGUUUAUUAUUUCAAUAUCCAUUUUUGUAAACAAAAAAUAUAUAUAUAAAUGUGCUAUUAUGUUUGUAUUUGAAAAUCUCUGUAAAUAAAUUUUUCUCUGCUCAA